UGCCAGGCUGUGCAGUGGCUCACUGAUUGUAUCGAUGCCGCUGCUAACACGGAGCUGCGUCGCCAUGUUACUGUCAGGCCUGUUCCGUUCCGCCGCCUCACACUCGGUGAGACAGAUUCGUCAUAUACAAAGGACAGCUCAAUGUGCAGGAGGAAGUGGUGCAGCCUCAUUUGUGCAUAGAGAUACUCCUGAUAACAAUCCAGACACACCAUUUGAUUUCACACCAGAAAAUUAUAAGCGGCUCGAUGUUAUUCUCUGUAGUUAUCCAGAAGGUCAUAAAUCAGCUGCUGUAAUCCCAGUGCUAGAUCUGGCUCAGAGACAACAUGGUUGGCUACCUAUCUCUGCCAUGAAUAAGGUUGCCGAGCUUCUCAAUAUGCCUUCGAUGAGGGUAUACGAAGUAGCAACGUUUUACACUAUGUUUAACCGCAAGCCAAUUGGAAAAUACCAUAUUCAGAUCUGCACGACCACACCAUGUAUGCUCAGAGAGUCCGACAGUAUUGUAGAAUGCGUCACAAAAAAGCUUGGUAUCUCUAUUGGGGAAACAACACCUGACAAGCUUUUCACUGUCACAGAGGUGGAGUGUCUGGGUGCCUGUGUGACUGCACCAAUGGUGCAAAUUAAUGACAACUAUUAUGAAGAUCUAACACCAAAAGACAUGGAAGAAAUAAUUGAUGAAUUAAAAGCUGGCAAAAUUCCCAAACCUGGACCAAGGUAUAGAAUUCAGAGUGGGCGUUUUUCAUGUGAGCCUGCUAAUGGUUUAACUUCAUUAUUAGAACCACCGAAGGGACCGGGUUUUGGAAUUCAACCAGGCCUUUAACCAGUUACAUUCAUCUACAAGAUCAGUUGUGUAUUGAACUUGUGUAGUUCUCAUUGUGUAUACAGUAUAAAUGUAUAUAAAAGUUUCCAUUCCAUCAUAAA
Messenger RNA from Hemiscyllium ocellatum (epaulette shark), 918 nucleotides. It is a transcript of the gene ndufv2, whose product is annotated as NADH:ubiquinone oxidoreductase core subunit V2. NCBI's taxonomy places the organism in Eukaryota, Metazoa, Chordata, Chondrichthyes, Orectolobiformes, Hemiscylliidae. Gene Ontology annotation, molecular function: NADH dehydrogenase activity. The transcript has 8 exons. The record is from RefSeq and is a predicted model, not a curated record. The coding region runs from base 35 to 817 and encodes 260 amino acids. Gene Ontology annotation, biological process: mitochondrial electron transport, NADH to ubiquinone.